This is a messenger RNA of Pseudovirgaria hyperparasitica, 2546 nucleotides long. RefSeq lists its product as uncharacterized. The coding region runs from base 205 to 2400 and encodes 731 amino acids. The record is from RefSeq and is a predicted model, not a curated record. The transcript has 2 exons. Lineage: Eukaryota; Fungi; Ascomycota; Dothideomycetes; Acrospermales; Acrospermaceae.
CUUCAUUGAAGAUGGUCUUUAAAAUACCGGCAUUGCGCAGCAACUCAUCGAGAUUCGGUGUUUCCUCAAAUCUUUGUUUCUAUACCGAUUAUUUCGCACUGCGCCCCUGCCUCAACAUUACGGAAGUACGCGCCAGUCUCCCUCAUCUUCGUCGUCCUGGCCAUCAUACAUGUACGUAAAUCCCUUCCUUGCUAUCUAUUAGAGAUGGCAUGCUUUUCAAAUCGCACAACGAUUGAUGGCUUUGCAGGGACUAAUGUUGACCAACCGAUAUCACAUUCACGAAAUAUUUCAUCCGAUGAUCCAUUCUCGCCAGCAGCAGCGGCAAUCAAUCCCGAUCUUUAUGUGUCCCGCAGAGGAACGCCUAGCGUACCACCAGGGUUUGAGGGCUCCGUCAGCUCAAAGCCUGUUUCGAGAAUAGGGACGCCUCGCGUCAUGACACCUAUCAAGCCAGCCUUACCUCUUCAACCCACUCCACAUAAAGCUAUUGAUAUCGCAGAUUCCGCCAAGCCCCUGUAUGAUCGCGACUCACUUGAAAAGAAGGAAGAGAUUCCUGCUAAGACGCCCAUCAACCACCAAACCCCUGAGAUAGACGUGAAAACUGCAGUCUCGGCGAUUGCAGUGCCUGAAACUGCGGAUGUGGAAGCUAAGAAAGCCUCAAAGCCUACGACGAGGAAGAAUUCAACAGCCAACGCAAAAUCCAUCGCUUCAGUAAGUGCGACACCGACAGCUACUCGCGCCGUCCAGCAACCUGCCACGCCAAAGAAGACAGAGAUUCCCCAGACAGUGUAUGCGUCAAAGAAACCAGAUGCUACACCAGACAAUGGCAAGGGCGGGAAGCAGCCUACGUCUUCGACCAAACGACAACCGCCGGGCAAACUCGAUAUUCCUGCUGCGACUGCUACAGCCGAGGCUGAGAAAAAACCUUACAAAUUGGUCCCCAAUUCUGUACCACAUACUCCUGCUACCACAACUGCUUCAACUGGAUCUCCUGUAAAGAAGGCCCCCUCAAAAGUCCUUCGAGUUGUGCAGACACCUAGAACAGAGACCCCAGUACCGAUAUCUGCAUCAUCAUCAGUAUCCAAUGUCCUUCCGCAGUUACCGACUGGCCGGUUAGCCUCAAGACAGGCCAGUAUUGCUUCGAUCAACAUUCCUGGGACCCCACAUAGUUUCGAUGUAUCAGAUGUCGCUUCCUUAGCGUCUACGUCUGUAUCUCGCGCCAGCUCUCCGCCGCCUAAUGCAAAGUCGAAAGUUGCUACAGUAAGGACGAAGACUAAGAGUCAAGUAAAGAAGGAGAGACAGGAAAGGGGGAAGCAGAAGACUGCCGAGAAGGUUGAAGAGGCCGUCAGUGCGAAGUCGGUCGACGAUGUCAUGCAAGAGCCUAUCAUUGGGCGUAAGAAGAAAGCAAAGAAGCCAUCGAAGACGCCAGCUGCGGCUGUGGCAUCCAAAGAGAGAGAGGCCAGCCGCCCCGCGUCACCUGCCUUAAAAGUUGGGUUCAACAGCAAAGAACAGUCCCGGCCACCUAGCCCACAGGCCAAGGCAUUACCGAUACUGGAAGAGAGCAUGGUGGCUGAGCCUGAGCCUGUAGAGGAGCAUGUUCCCUCGCCGGUGGAUAUCCUUGCGAAGCUGGAAGAUAUGAUGGACACAGCCUUUUUCAAAGGUCCUUCAGCAUAUCCGAAAGGCGAAGUCACCCCCGCUGAUCUAGACAACUUAGAGAAGCCCAUUCCAUUCACCCCGAAUGAUCUCGAAAACAUUGCUAAAGAUGUUCCAGUCCAACUUGGAGGUCAUGAUGGCCGCGACUCUUCGCGGUGUCUCGUGGUUGAUCAAGGCGUGCUUCAUGGACUCCCUCCGUCAAUGGAAGAAUUCUUUCUCGAGUUGGAUGCUAGAAUUAAAGCGACUCUUGGGCCCGGCAAAUACCGUCAUCAAAGUACGCGCGAUCCCAAGAAAAUGUACCCCACAGCACUACCGAGCUUCGCGGCAGGUCUGCAGAACGCUAGGAAUGUUGCAGAUCACCAAAAUAACACCAAUGGCGGCAACAAUUCUGUGAAGUGUGCUCCCUUCGAUGAUGCGGCGAGCUAUAUAAAUCAAUGGGUGAUACCCACGGAUCCCACCGCCACUGCAGGGUAUAUGUCCCGCCAGACACAGAACCCGCCUCAGGUCACCACAGCAGGCAUUCCCGGCAUUUCACUUCCGCUUGAGGAGGCCAGUGAGCUGCUGGAUGGCCACCUUAUCCGAAGUAUCGCAGCAGGCGACUUCAGGACUGCGUUCAUGACUCAUGGCAUGACAUUCGAAGAGGUAGAGAGACAAUAUCAUGAAUCACGGAAAGAGUUGGAAAGACACGAAAAACAAUUGUCGGCUAUGUUGAAGAAAAAUCGGAAGAUCUUGUCGAAUGGUGGGCAUUGAGAAGAAGAGGCAAGCCGACAUAUGAAAUGAAUGAAAGUAAAAAUCUAUUCAAGAAGAAGAACGGCGAUAUCGUUCGUGUAUGAAGGAAAAGUAAGACGAAGUGUAAAUAAGAGACAUGCGGCGGCGCGUGUUCCAUUCAUUAUUAU